AUGACGAGAGCUCCUGUCUUUUGGUUUUCCUGUGUGGAAGAUGCUGCAUCAUUUUACGACUUGUUACCUCAUCUCUUCUCCGAAUUCCGAGAUGCUGCGGAAUCUACCAGCAAAUACGCCUGCCUCGAAAAAAUCACGCCUCGCCUUGUGGGAAACACUGUUCACACCAUAUUUGAGUACCACUGUGGGGAAGCUGCAGGCCAAAACAUGGUCACAUUUGCUACACAGCAGGCAUGUGACCUUUUCACAGCAUCUACUACAGCCCAAGAAAUGAGACUCCAGAAGAUUUCCAUCGAAGGAUCACUGGCAACGGAGAAAAGCCUAUCCUGGGGAAAUAUCUUAAACUCGCGCGGCGUUUCUGUCAUGGCGUGGGGGAGGAUCACCAAAGAGGCCUGUGAAAGUACUCUAGGCUGUUCUACUUGGGAUCUUUACCAGAGCACAAUGAAUAGCAAGGAAGCUGCUAUACGACAUGGGCAGUUGGGAUACAUGUGGCAGAAUCUGCCUGGAUACGACCGGGGAACCGAAGAGCUCUGUGUGUCAACCUAUUUUCCAAGUCUCCCAGUAGGAACCGUUGGAGGUGGGACUACCUACGACACGCAGAGAGAAGCGUUGGAGAUACUUGGAUGUACUGGCUCAGGAUCCAAACGUCGUUUGGCGGGCCUAAUCGCAUCAUUCGCUCUUGCUCUGGAUGUUAGUACAGCUGCAGCUAGCCAUUACAAGUUUGGGAGAUCUGCUGCUGAUGCACAACCUAAGCUUUGA
This is a messenger RNA of Penicillium egyptiacum, 759 nucleotides long. Lineage: Eukaryota; Fungi; Ascomycota; Eurotiomycetes; Eurotiales; Aspergillaceae. The record is from the annotation of a GenBank genome assembly.